AUGCGAAUGUGGGAAGGUAGCGAAGACGAUGGCGGUGGUCGUGGUGGUGAACGAGGCUUCUGCUGGAGGAGGUGGUCGUGGUGGUGGUUGGUGGUGGUAGAGCGAUGGAGAGAGGGUCAGAUGGAAGAAUCCGAGGGGUUCAUGGGAGAUGGUUGGGUGUGCGCGUGUGCGAAUAUGCGAGCCGAAGAGGAGAAUGAGGAAGAGAACGAGGGAGAGAGGGAGAGGGGUGAGGAGGAGGAGGAUGUGGUGGAUGUGGUGGUGGUGAUGGUGGCGGCGGUAGCGGUAGCGGUAGUAGUAGUGGUAGUGGUAGUGGUACGGAGUGUCGAGUAG
Molecule: messenger RNA, 330 nt
Organism: Aaosphaeria arxii CBS 175.79
Lineage: Eukaryota; Fungi; Ascomycota; Dothideomycetes; Pleosporales
Exons: 2
Coding region: 1-330 (109 amino acids)
Source: RefSeq, a predicted model, not a curated record